AUGGCUUUUGUCUUUGGUGAAUGCCCACCCAUCAGCCCGUUACACGUGAAGACUAAUGCAGUGUGUAUCGGUGCCCGCCCAGUUCUCUUUCUGGGGUUCCUCAUUGCGUGCGGUAUGGUCGCUCACCACCGCGAGCCGGGCACCACGACCGUUCUCCCGCACACUCGUACCCGCAUCACCCACCCCGUCAGUUGGGUCCCUCCCUACUUCCGUCGGACCACCGUUCCCGAGCUCCCGCGCUUCGGCGUCGGGCCUCUCGCGCCCUCACUGGGUGUAUGGGAGGGCACGUCGACAUGGUCACUACAGCCGCAUUUCUGGUUGUCCCAAGUCCUUAUGUGGUCAGCAACCAUUCCGCCGCCUACGCUGUUCUUCCGACGUGUGCUCCGCCCCGGCCGUGGGCAGACCCCAUCCGACGACGGAUACUCAAUAUCGGACGCGUCCGACAUUGCGUUACAGCGCAAUGCACCCUCGCGUGCCUCGGCCUCCGAUGAGAGCGCUGCAUCCCCGUCGCUCGCUGUCCCUACUCCCGCGUAUCUCGACAGUGGGUUCACCGGCGCGAUGCCGGGACGUGGAAGCCCGCAUGACGCGCCGUCCGCCCAAAUGGCGCUGCGCUACGAGCAUGAUCCCGAGUAUGCCUUGAACUCGAUUUGA
Postia placenta MAD-698-R-SB12 is the source of this 651-nucleotide messenger RNA. RefSeq lists its product as hypothetical. The transcript has a single exon. The coding region runs from base 1 to 651 and encodes 216 amino acids. Lineage: Eukaryota; Fungi; Basidiomycota; Agaricomycetes; Polyporales; Adustoporiaceae. The record is from RefSeq and is a predicted model, not a curated record.